Lichtheimia ornata is the source of this 1224-nucleotide messenger RNA. Its product is annotated as 16S rRNA (cytosine(1402)-N(4))-methyltransferase. Lineage: Eukaryota; Fungi; Mucoromycota; Mucoromycetes; Mucorales; Lichtheimiaceae. The coding region runs from base 1 to 1224 and encodes 407 amino acids. The record is from RefSeq and is a predicted model, not a curated record. Gene Ontology annotation, molecular function: rRNA (cytosine-N4-)-methyltransferase activity. The transcript is spliced from 7 exons. Gene Ontology annotation, biological process: rRNA base methylation.
AUGUUGCGUGUGGCUCAUUUCCCUAAACGCACGUUGAGGCUACUCCCUGGCAUCUCAUGGACCCAUGUCAACACCUAUUCUUCAGCAGCCAUGCCGUACAAUGUGAUUCACAAACCAGUCCUCGGGGAUCAAGUACUUGAGCAGCUGUCACCGCGUGCUGGUGGUGUUUAUUGUGAUAUGACCUUUGGUGAUGGUGGCUAUACGAGAGCUAUCCUAGAUGCAUGCGAUUGUAAGGUGGUUGCCAUUGAUCAAGAUCCAACAGCUUACGAAAAAGCAUUACAAAUGGCCAACAUGAAAGAAUAUCAGGGCCGGCUGUUUCCAUGGCUAGGUAAAUUUGGCCAAAUUGAUCGACUCGUGGCAGAGCAUCAACCCGAUUGGAGUAUUCCUUGUUUUGAUGGCAUUGUGAUGGAUAUUGGUGUUUCGAGUGGACAGCUUGAGACAGCUUCACGUGGAUUUUCUUACAAACUUGAGGGGCCUUUGGAUAUGCGCAUGUUCUCGCGUGGACAAAAUGCGACUGCUGAUCCCGACAAUCCAGCUGAACUCUCAUUGAUGAAACGAUCCAUUUCAGCAUACGAGGUGGUCAAUUACUUUUCCAGAGAAAAGAUUGCAGAUAUCCUUUAUCAGUAUGGUGGAGAGCGUUUAUCGCGUAAAAUUGCAUCUGCCAUUGUGAAUGCACGACAAGAGGCACCUAUUGUAACUACAGCAGAGCUUGCAACCAUUAUCCAAAAAGCAUGUCCGCAACCAAGAUGGCAACGUGGUGAUGAUGAUAUGGUCCGCAAUUCUGCAGCUCGUACAUUUCAAGCCAUACGCAUCUACAUCAACGAUGAGUUGAACGAGUUAAAAGCUGCCCUGAGAGCGAGUGAAUAUUUAUUAAAUCCUGGAGGACGCCUUGCUGUGGUGACUUUCCAUUCACUUGAAGACAAGAUUGUGAAAUCAUUCAUGCAACAUGGCACCGGAAGACGAUCAGUGAAAAGUGCAUCUGUCAAUCAAUUCCAUCUUAAACGAGCAGCCUAUCGACGACAGAAGAAAUAUGGUGUAAUGGAACAACAUGAUAUGGGUGAAGAAGAAGAAUCAAUCGGCACACCAUCAUUUAUUACGCGUACAAAGCAUGUCAUACGGCCGUCGUUGGAAGAAAGAGAAGAUAAUCCUAGAAGUCGAUCAGCCAAAUUGCGUGUUGUUGAAAGGACGUCAGCACUCCCACUUGCACCUUAUGGAGAGCUUUAG